This is a messenger RNA of Mugil cephalus (flathead mullet), 2193 nucleotides long. It is a transcript of the gene ssr1, whose product is annotated as signal sequence receptor, alpha. The transcript has 10 exons. Gene Ontology annotation, cellular component: endoplasmic reticulum membrane; endoplasmic reticulum. Lineage: Eukaryota; Metazoa; Chordata; Actinopteri; Mugiliformes; Mugilidae. Bases 100 to 993 code for a protein of 297 amino acids. The record is from RefSeq and is a predicted model, not a curated record.
GCGUCCCGUUGAUCGUACCGGAAGUGUCUCUCACUGUUAGCCUAUCCCGGCUACCUUCGGACCGACACUGAAUCACAACGCACUGAUUUCGACUUGAAAAUGAUGAAAUUUCUACCCAAAUUGCUGCUGCUCCUGCUAUUAGCCUUCCCGGCGACCCUCCUCAUCAAAGGGCCGGAGGUGAACGCCCAGGAUCUGACGGAGGACGAGGAGGCUGAGACUGUGGACGAAGACGCUGUGGACGAUGUGACCGCUGAGGACGAGGACGAUGAGGCCGAAGUGGAAGAUGAUGAAAAUGCAGAACUGACGGAAGAAAAAGAAGAUGAAGAAGAAGAAGCGCUGGUUGGAGAAGUGAAGGCGUCGCCCAACGCUGACACCACCAUCCUGUUCGUCAAAGGAGAAGACUUUCCAGCCAACAACAUCGUCAAGUUCCUGCUCGGCUUCACCAACAAGGGCUCAGAGAACUUUAUCGUGGAGUCUCUGGAUGCUUCCUUCCGUUACCCACAGGAUUAUCAGUUCUAUAUCCAGAACUUCACCGCCCUCCAGCUCGGCAUCGUGGUUCCUCCCAGCAGACAGGCCACCUUCGAGUACUCCUUCAUCCCCGCGGAGCCGAUGGGCGGCCGGCCGUUCGGUCUGGUCAUCAACCUCAACUACAAGGACAGCAACGGAAACAUUUUCCAGGACGCCGUGUUCAACCAGACAGUCACCGUCACGGAAAGAGAGGACGGACUUGACGGAGAAACGAUCUUCAUGUACGUCUUCCUCUCUGGUCUCGGGCUCCUCGUCAUCGUUGGGCUUCACCAGCUGCUGGAGUCCAGGAAGAGGAGACGUCCGGCUCCAAAGGUGGAGAUGGGAACUUCCAGCCACAACGACGUGGACAUGAGCUGGAUCCCCCAGGAAACGCUGAACCAAUUCAUGCAGAGUCGUAGAGAGAAAAACUCUCCAAAAGUUCCUCACAAAAGGCACCAGAAACGCUCGGCCGGUUCAGACGAGUGACGGGAACCGGACAGGACGGAGACGAGACUUAAACAGCCUGUCGGUGGAGGAGGAGGAGGAGGAGGAGGAGGAGGAGGAGGUGCAGAGGAUGGAGAGGAUGGAGGAGUAUGAGGGCUGUGAGUUCCACCCAGAGCCCCUUCAGCUGAGAAACUUUAACCAGUGCCAAUCACAGCGAUGGAUGCUCCACACACACACACACACACACACACACACACACACACACACACACACACCUUUAAUGGCGGCGUCACGUGAGCGAGGACCCGGAGGCAGAUGAUGUCGGGUGUUUUCCAGCCGUCGCUGACUCGUCGUAACGAGACGCCGCUGAUCGUCUGGUUCAGGCUGAAACAAACUUUGAUUUACAGCAAACGAAUCAGAAACAAAUCAUCUUUGACUCUUUCACCUUCUUCUGUCUCUGGUUGUUUGGUUACUGGUUAGUCUGAGCCCUGCUCCGCCGGAGCCACCGUAACAAAUGCAGUUUUUUUGUUCGUUUUUUGUAGAUUCUGUCAUUUUUGAUUUCAGAGAUUUCUUCUUCUUUUUUUUUACCAGCUGUUUUCUUGCCUUCGCUCUCUUCCCUCCACAGAUGUUGCUCAGAGUUUUUUGUUUUUUACGACCCUGUGAGAGCUCAGUGCCGUCCUCGUCUUUGGAUUUCUUUUCUUAUUUUUGAGCUUGUUGAAUGUUUUGGGGGAAAUGACAGAAAUAAAAGCAUUAACUCUGUGGCUGAAGUGAAGUGAGGACGAUGGGGGACGAGGGGGAGGUUUCCUCCCUCCACAUGUGCCUGGUUUCCUGUUUCAUUCUGGCUUCUCUCCUCAAGCAGCUUGUUGGAAAUCAGAAAACUAGUGAUUUUGUUGUGUUGUGUGUUUUUUGGUCUCUAGACUGUAAACUGUCAAACUGGCUGAUGCACUGGUGUAAAUACCGGCUAAUGGAUUCUGGCAAAAUUACCCAGCUAAUUUAUUCAAGUGGGCUUCACAUGGGUGGGAUGGUGCUGUGAGUGGGGGGGGGGGGGGGGGUGUAUACUGUAUGUGUUUACUUUUACCACUGGGGGGCGCUACUGACUCACUGUGCAGACCUGGAGUCCCUCACAGCUCCUGAUUCUGACACCACUCCCACAUCCGACGCUGAGCUCACGUUCAGGUUUCAGGCUCGUAGUUUUAUUUGCUUUUAAACGUGCAGGAAAAUAAACUGAGAUGAUUUGCUGUA